AAAUUAAAUAAUCUAAAUAAUUCAAGUGACAAAGAAAUUAUUAUAAUUAAUCAUAAAGAUCAAGAUUUAGAAAAAGAAUUAAUUAAAAGUUCAACUCAAUUUCAUACAAGAGUUAAAACUGAUAAUGGAAUAUCACCAGAAUAUGAUUCAGAUUUUCAAAUCAAAUCUUCAAUUCAGCAACAAGAGGAUCAAUACUCUGAAGAUAAUAGCAAUUCAGAAGCUUAUAAUUUUGAAGAUUUACUUGAUAAAAAUAAUUUGUUUGAAGAAAAUAGUUUAGAUAUUGGUGAAAAAUCUAUUAAAAAUAAAAAACAAAAACUGAUAUUGGUUUUAAUACAACAGACCAAUUAA
Dentiscutata heterogama is the source of this 348-nucleotide messenger RNA. Lineage: Eukaryota; Fungi; Glomeromycota; Glomeromycetes; Diversisporales; Gigasporaceae. The record is from the annotation of a GenBank genome assembly.